AUGAUCUCCACUUUAGCCACAUUUCCCCCUUUCCUCCACAAAGACAUCAUUGAGUACCUGAGCACCUCUUUCCUCCCCAUGGCUAUAUUGGGCUCCACUCGGAGGGAGGGGGGCGUCCCAGCCUACGUCAAUCUGUCCGCCUCGUCGAUGCUCAUGAUUGCGAUGCAGUACACAUCAAAUCCAGUUUAUCACUGUCAGCUGCUGGAGUGUCUAAUGAAGCACAAACAAGAAGUGUGGAAGGACCUGCUUUAUGUCAUAUCCUAUGGUCCAUCCCAAGUAAAACCUCCAGCUGUGCAGAUGCUGUUUCACUACUGGCCCAACCUGAAGCCCCCAGGAGCCAUCAGUGAAUACCGAGGGCUGCAGUACACAGCCUGGAAUCCCAUCCACUGUCAACAUAUCGAGUGCCACAACGCCAUCAAUAAACCCGCUGUCAAGAUGUGCAUAGAUCCCACUCUUUCCGUUGCCCUGGGAGACAAGCCCCCUCCUCUUUAUAUAUGCGAGGAGUGCAGCCAGAGGAUAGCAGGAGAUCAUGCUGAGUGGCUUGUUGAUGUACUCCUGCCCCAAGCAGAGAUAUCUGCUAUUUGUCAAAAGAAGAACUGUAGCUCUCAUGUAAGAAGGGCUGUGGUCACCUGCUUCUCAGCUGGCUGCUGCGGGCGCCAUGGCAACCGGCCUGUCCGCUACUGCAAGCGUUGCCAUGUCAACCACCACAGCAGCGAGGUGGGGGCUGCGGCGGAGACCCAUCUGUACCAGACCUCGCCCCCUCCCAUCAACACCCGGGAGUGUGGAGCGGAGGAGCUGGUGUGCACCGUGGAAGCCGUGAUAAGCCUUCUGAAGGAGGCGGAAAUACAUGCAGAGCAGCGUGAGUUUGAGCUGAACAGGCGUCGUCAGAUGGGCCUGUCUGCCUCCCACCACUCUCUGGACAACAUCGAGUUUGAUAACAAGGAGGACGACCAGCACGACCAGCGCCUCCUCAGUCAGUUUGGCAUCUGGUUCCUGGUGAGCCUGUGCACCCCCAAUGAGAACACGCCCACAGAGAGUCUGGCCCGGCUGGUCAGCAUGGUCUUCCAGUGGUUUCACUCCACCGCCUACAUGAUGGAUGAUGAAGUUGGAAGUCUGGUGGAGAAGCUGAAGCCUCAGUUUGUCACAAAGUGGCUGAAGACAGUGUGUGAAGUGCGCUUUGAUGUCAUGGUCAUGUGUCUGCUGCCUAAACCUGUAGAGUUCGCCAGGGUGGGAGGUUACUGGGACAAAUCAUGUAGCACGGUGACACAGCUGAAGGAGGGCCUGAACCGGAUCCUGUGUCUGAUUCCUUACAAUGUCAUCAGUCAGCCACUGUGGGAGUGUUUCAUGCCUGAGUGGCUCGAGGCCAUUCGCACCGAGGUGCCCGACAACCAGCUCAAAGAGUUCCGGGAAGUGCUCAGUAAGAUGUUUGAUAUCGAGCUGUGCCCGCUGCCCUUCUCUAUGGAGGAAAUGUUCGGCUUCAUCAGCUGCAGAUUCUCCGGCUACCCGGCGUCGGUGCAGGAGCAGGCUCUGCUGUGGCUGCAUGUGCUGUCAGAGCUGGACAUCGUGGUGCCUCUUCAGCUGCUGAUUGGGAUGUUCUCGGACGGAGUGAACUCUCUGAAGGAACUGGCCAAUCAGAGAAAGGCUCGCGCUUCAGAUUUGACAGGCAACACUGGCGCUCGCAGGGUGAGUGUGGUGUCAGACCCUGGACGCCGUGGGCAGCACAACACCCUCAGCCCCUUCCCCAGCCCCUUCAGGAGCCCGUUCCGCAGCCCCCUGCGCUGCAGCCCUUUUAAAAACCUGGGCCACGCCACCGGCCACUGCGCCCUGGAUCUGGACUGUGACGACGACGACAUGAACCUCGGCUGCUUCAUCCUCAUGUUUGACCUCAUCCUAAAGCAGAUGGAGCUCCAGGAUGACGGUGUGAUGCUGGGUCUAGACAGCAGCCUGGGGAAGGAUAUCGUGGGCAUCAUCAACAACGUCUUUCAGGCCCCGUGGGGGGGCUCGCACACCUGCCAGAAGGAUGAGAAGGCCCUAGAGUGCAGCCUGUGCCAAUCCAGCAUCCUGUGCUACCAGCUGGGCUGUGAGCUCCUGGAGAGGCUGACCCCCCGAGAAGAGAUACGCCUGGUGGAGCCCACAGACACUUUGGAGGAAACCUUGAUCGCUCCUCCACCAGAUUUCUCCCUCGGGACGGAGAAUGGAAGUGAGGAAGGAGACAACCCGAGCGGCACGCAAACUGACAACCCCACCGAAAACCCGUCUCCUGAUAACGCAUCCAUGAAGAAUAACUCUGAUAAGAAGUUCUCCUACCAGCAGCUCCCUGUGUCUUUACAGCUCAUAUACACCAUCCUGCAGGAAAUGUCCAAGUUUGAGGAGCCUGACAUCUUGUUCAACAUGCUGAACUGCCUGAAGAUCCUGUGUCUCCACGGAGAGUGUUUAUACCUCGCCCGUAAGGAUCACCCCCAGUUCCUGGCCUACAUCCAGGAGAAGAUGCUCAUCCCGAGCCUGUGGUCGAUGUUGAAGUCAGAGUUUUGCCAGCUGGCCUCCCUGGCUGUGCCUCAGCUUCUCCAUGCCUUGUCUCUGUCCCACGGGGCAGACAUCUUCUGGAACCUCAUCAACACAAACUUCAACAGCAAAGACUGGAAAAUACGAUUCGAAGCUGUCGAGAAGGUAGCGGUGCUGUGUCGGUUCCUGGACAUCGGCGCGGUGACAAAAAACCACUUGCUGAAAUACGCCCUGGCCCACGCCUUCUGCUGCUUCCUGGCGUCCGUGGAGGACGUGAACCCGGCCGUGGCCACCAGGGCGAGGCUGCUGCUGGACACCAUCAAGAGGCCGGCCCUGCAGGGCUUGUGUCUGUGUCUGGAUUUCCAGUUCGACACCGUGGUGAGGGAUCGGCCCGUCAUCCUCAGCAAACUCCUGCUGCUGCACUUUCUGAAGAAAGACAUUCCUGCUCUGAGCUGGGAGUUCUUCGUCAACCGCUUUGAAACAUUAUCUCUGGAGGCUCAGUUACACCUGGACUGCAACAAGGAGUUUCCUUUCCCAACUACAAUCACAGCCGUACGGACCAACGUAGCUAACCUCAGUGAUGCGGCCAUGUGGAAGAUACGACGGGCCCGGUUUGCCAGGAAUCGGCAGAAGAGUGUUCGAUCCCUCCGUGACAGCGUGAAGGGAGAUCCGUCAGAGUCUAAACGGGCGUUUUCACUCCCCGAGUCGCUGAGCAACCGACUUCGCCAGACCCCUUCCCCCGAGGACGACACCAUCAUCAGGGACCUGCUCCCCGAGGACGCCGGCAUCGACCACCAGACGGUUCACCAGCUCAUCAUGGUGCUCAUGAAGUUCAUGGCCAAAGACCAGAGCAGCGCCGAGGCCGACAUCGGCAGCGCCAAAGCUUUCAACACGGUGAAGCGCCACCUGUACGUGCUGCUGGGUUACGACCAGCAGGAGGGCUGCUUCAUGAUCGCGCCGCAGAAGAUGCGCACCUCCACCUGCUUCAACGCCUUCAUCGCCGGCAUCGCACAGGUGAUGGACUACAACAUCGGUUUAGGGAAGCAGCUGCUCCCCCUGGUGGUCCAGGUGUUGAAGUACUGCACGUGUCCCCAGUUGAGGCACUAUUUUCAGCAGCCGCCCCGUUGCUCCCUGUGGGCCCUGAGGCCACACAUCCGGCAGAUGUGGCUCAAAGCUCUGCUAGUCAUCCUCUAUAAGUACCCUUAUAGAGACAUGGAUGGCAGUAAAGUGGUGCUCCAUCUGAUCCACAUCACCAUCAACACACUGAAUGCGCAGUACCACAGCUGUCGACCCCACGCCACAGCAGGACCGCUGUACAGCGACAACUCCAACAUGAGCCGCUACAGCGAGAAAGAAAAAGGUGAAAUUGAGCUGUCAGAGUACCGAGAAGCCAGCGCCCUUCAGGACAGCAUCCUGCACUGUGUGAGGGAGGAGAGCACCAGGAAAAAACGGCUACAGGCCAUGCACAAGCAGAAGUCCCUGGACAUUUCCAACACAGACUCCAUCCUUUUCAGCCUGGACGAGCAUCGGCGUAAGUCCUGCAUCGACCGCUGUGACCUGCAGGCCCCCCCCGUGGUCCUGCCUCCGUCCUCGGCCACAUCCCACAGCAGGCAUCACAUUAAAGGAUCCUCCGAUGGCUCUUCCUUUCGGGUGGAGGGCAUCGAUCCGGUGGACCGGCGGGGCUCUCGAGGCGGGCAGUCCGACAUCUCCAAGCCUGUCAUCCCAGAAGUCCGCCUCAGCUGCAUGGAGACCUUCGAGGACAAACAGGAUCAGGGGUCUUUCGGCGGAUCCACGCAGGGGAAGGACGACCAAGACCUCAUUGACCUCUCCUCCGACUGCACCUCCAUACCAGAGAAACACUCGCUGCUCUCCAUGUCCGACAGCGACUCCUUGGUGUUCGAACCGCUGCCUCCUCUGAGGAUCGUGGAGAGCGACGAGGAGUUCGACCUCAACACCAUCAUCGGCUCCAAAUUCAACGGCAGUCCGAAGAUCUCAGCUUCGCCUGCGAGCAGCAACACUUUGCGAUUGUCUCCAGUGGUUCAGGUGAGUGUUGAGGACUGUUCCAGCGACAAGAAGACCUCUGACCUUCUGGAGGGAGAGAAGGGGUCUCACAAAGCAUUGAUGGAAAAGAAGUUUGACCGGGUGACUCACAGCACCUCUCUGGAGCUCCCCGACCGACCGGAGAACAUCUGCCACGAAAGUCCGAUGACCCUGAAGCAGAAGAGAGACCUGCUGAGGAAAACCCCGCACGUCCCUGACACCUCGCUAGACGACACAUAUGUGACACCUGAAGAGGUGAGGAUUGGGAUGGGACCCGGAACGAGUCCCUCCGGCAGGACUAUCUUCCUGGACAUCCCGGAAGACCGAGCAGAGCCUCUGUCCUCGCCAGAGAAAAGCAACAACAGCAACGACGAAGAGGAGGACGGAGACGACGAGGAGGAAGACGACAUGGGCGACGAAGCGGACAGCGACGCCAAAAAUGACAACGCGGACGACAACGACGAAGCCGAGUUCAAAAUCCAAAUCGUUCCCAGACAGCGUAAGCAGAGGAAGAUCGCUGUGAGCGCCAUCCAGAGAGAAUACCUGGACAUCUCGUUCAACACCUUCGACAAGCUGAGCGGUGAGCCGACCACAGAGGCAGAUCACAAAGUUAUGUCUACCUUGGAAAAGCCACGAGAAUCUGCGUCAGCUCCAACUCUCGAAGCUGCUAUGCCUGAAACGAGCCAUCGUUCUUCAGUGUCAACUCAGUACCGUCAGGUGAAACGAGGCUCUCUGGGAGCUCUGACCAUGAGUCAGCUCAUGAAGAGACAGCUGGAGCACCAGUCCAGCGCACCGCACAACAUCUGCACGUGGGAGACGGGUCCUACAAAAACCAGCCUUCUCUCAGCACCAAGCACAGUCAGCAUGUUCGUCCCUGCGCCCGAGGAGUUCAUAGACGAGCAGCCGACCACCAUGUCCGACCGGUGUCGGGACUGUGCGGCCGUCCUGGAGGAGUACGACGAGGAGACCCUCGGCCUCGCCGUUGUAGUCCUCUCCAUGUUCAUCCACCUCAGUCCUGAUUUGGCCGCCCCUAUGCUCCUCGACAUCAUGCAGUCUGUGGGCAGGUUGGCAUCUAGUGCCAAUUUUUCUGGACAAGCUGAGAGUAUGUUGAUUCCAGGGAAUGUAGCAGGUGUAGCCAAGCAGUUCCUGCGCUGUAUGUUUCACCAACUGGCUCCUAACGGCAUCUUGCCCCAACUCUUUCAGAGCAACAUCAAAGAUGGAAGUUUCCUGCGAACGCUGGCCUCCUCGCUGAUAGAUUUCAAUGAGCUGAGUUCUGUGGCUGCUCUCAACAUGCUGCUGGAGGGCUUGAACAACAAAAAGAGCCUGCCAGCAGGGGGCACAAUGCUGCACUGCCUGGACAACAUCGCCACCUUCAUGGAGGCUCUCCCCAUGGACUCUCCUAGCAACCUGUGGACGACCAUCUGCAACCAGUUCCAGACCUUCCUCACGAAACUGCCCUCUGUGCUUCCUCUGAAGUGCCCCAUGGAUUCCAGUUUAAGGAUUAUCAUUUGUCUGCUGAAAAUCCCAACCACAAAUGCAACUCGGAGUCUCCUGGAGCCUUUCUCCAAGCUGCUGAGCUUCGUCAUCCAGUACGGCAUGUUCAGCCUCUCCUACCUUGUAGAGCUCUGUGGACUGUGCUACAAAGCCUUCAACAAGGAGAGAGAUAAGUUCUACAUGUCCCGCAUUGUGGUGUUAGAGCUUCUGCAGGCUCUCAAGUUCAAGUCUCCUCUUCCUGACACAAACUUGUUACUGCUGGUCCAGUUUGUCUGUGCAGAUAUCGGCACGCGGCUAGCAGAAUCCACCAUCAUCCAAAAGCACAUGAUCUCGACGCUGCCGGGGUGCACAACAGCGGCAAUGGAAUGCAUGAGGCAAUACAUAAGUGAGCUCCUGGACUUCAUUGCAGAUAUGCACACGCUAACCAAACUUAAAAGCCAUAUGAAGGCUUGCUGUCAGCCUCUGCAUGAAGACACUUUUGGAGGCAACCUGAAAGUGGGCUUGGCACAAGUCGCAGCCAUGGAGAUCAGCAAAGGCAAUCACCGUGAUAACAAAGCUGUGGUCCGUUAUCUCCCCUGGCUUUAUCAUCCGCCAUCCACCAUGCAACAAGGGCCAAAAGAGUUUAUUGAAUGUGUGUCCCACAUUCGUCAGCUGUCCUGGCUUCUUCUGGGCUCCCUGACACAUUGUGCCCUGCACCAGGGCUCCACCUCCUGCAUGCCCAUCCCUCUAGACGCCGGCUCCCACAUCGCAGAUCAUCUUAUAGUCAUCCUCAUUGGCUUCCCAGAGCAGUCAAAGACGUCGGUGCUGCACAUGUGCUCCCUGUUCCACGCCUUCAUGUUCGCCCAGCUGUGGACCAUCUACUGUGAGCAGGCGGCUGCUGCUCCAUCCCUGCAGAACCAGAACCAGACAGAGUUUUCCUCCAGCGCCAUCCUCACAGGACUGGAGUUCUGGAGUCGGGUUACACCCAGCAUCCUGCAGCUCAUGGCCCACAACAAAGUGAUGGUGGAGAUGGUGUGUCUUCAUGUCAUUAGUUUGAUGGAAGCUCUGCAGGAGUGCAACUCAACUAUCUUUGUUAAGUUGAUUCCGAUGUGGCUACCCAUGAUUCAGUCAAACCUUAAGCAUCUGUCUGCGGGGCUCCAGUUGCGUCUCCAGGCCAUCCAGAACAGGGUGAACCGCCAGUGUCUGCAGGGUCAGACAUCCGGCGUCCCUCCAUUCGCCCUGCGCAAAUGGCUGCAGUGUACCCAGUUCAAGAUGGCUCAGGUGGAGAUCCAGUCGUCCGAGGCUGCCUCACAGUUCUAUCCCAUGUGACCUGUUCUGUGGUCGCCUCUGGGCCGUCUGGGUCCUUAGACCUGCAUGCAUCUGCUCUGGCAGAACCCUGAGACCAAAAAAAAAAAAAAGGACUGAUGCUGUGUGGGAUUUGUUUAAACUGAAUAAUUUUCAGCACCUUUAGUAUAAUACCUGUAUAUGUACAGUAAAUCUAUGCUAUUUUAAAGUACAAACACUGGAAGUGGUGAUUAAAAGGUUUGGUAGGUCUGUGUGGGAUAAUUGUGUCAGGUGCCUCACUGUUGUUACUCAACAGAUUUGAAGUCAGAUGAUGACUGAAGAGAAUUUCUACAGACCCCAGCGAGGGUCUUAAAACAAAUGCUUGUUGAAUCUUCGAUAUGCUCACUCUGUGAAAUUCAUAUCCUCUCACUUUUUAAGUUGCUUGGUUGCAAGCUGGAUAAUAAAAGUACGAGUUUUUCUAAACAC
Stegastes partitus (bicolor damselfish) is the source of this 7785-nucleotide messenger RNA. RefSeq names its product unc-79 homolog, NALCN channel complex subunit (gene unc79). The record is from RefSeq and is a predicted model, not a curated record. Gene Ontology annotation, molecular function: protein binding. The transcript is spliced from 46 exons. The coding region runs from base 1 to 7344 and encodes 2447 amino acids. NCBI's taxonomy places the organism in Eukaryota, Metazoa, Chordata, Actinopteri, Pomacentridae.